This is a messenger RNA of Chlorocebus sabaeus (green monkey), 1170 nucleotides long. RefSeq names its product placenta associated 9 (gene PLAC9). NCBI's taxonomy places the organism in Eukaryota, Metazoa, Chordata, Mammalia, Primates, Cercopithecidae. The record is from RefSeq and is a predicted model, not a curated record.
GUCAUGCCGAGGAAGACACUUCUCUCCGAGUCUUAGUCUGCCCGCCUGUGAAAUGGGCUCAUAACAAACCCCUGACCCCAGGCUCGGUCGCCUUGAGUCCAAGACCUCACCCAAUCCCCCUCACCCCCCGGGCCCCCAGGAGGCGCGGGGACUCGGGGAGGGGGCGGCCCCUUCCUCGGGAGGCGCCCAGGUGGCACGUCGGUGCCUCAGCUCCAGGGGUCUCUGGUCUCCACGCUGCCCAUGGGAUGCAGAGGGGCCUCUGGAGGGGGCGGGUUCUCUCGAGCCAGAAAGCCCGGAGCCGCCCAGGAAUUUUGGCUCGAACUGAGAGCACUUCCUCCCGGGCCGGCCGGGCGCGAUCCGGGAAGGGCGGCUGCGGGCAGACGCGGCGCUGCGCUCGGCCGGGCCGGCACCAUGCGGCCCCUGCUCUGCGCGCUGACCGGGCUGGCCCUGCUCCGCGCCGCGGGCUCUUUGGCCGCUGCAGAACCCUUCAGCCCUCCACGAGGAGAUUCAGCUCAGAGCACAGUGUGUGACAGACAUAUGGCUGUGCAACGCCGUCUAGAUGUCAUGGAGGAGAUGGUAGAGAAGACCGUGGAUCACCUGGGGACAGAGGUGAAAGGCCUGCUGGGCCUGCUGGAGGAGCUGGCCUGGAACCUGCCCCCGGGACCCUUCAGCCCCGCUCCCGACCUCCUCGGAGAAGAUGGCUUCUGAGCCCCGGAGCUGGAGCCCAGCAGCUGGAGGUGGUGCACCUGCCAGGCAGCACCCACAGAGCCAGCCCUGUCCUCUCGCCGUCCUUCCUCAGCUUCAUGUGAAAUUAAAACUAUUCUUUUGGUCUCCUCUGUGUCUGCUGACAGAGUAACCCGUUUAACUAUAGCCCCCUCUCCCUCCACUUUCAUGCCUGGAGGAGGCCUGCAACCCCCUUCAGGCUCAGACCUGGGGACACGCCCACACCCGCCAUCUUUGCUUUAGCCCUCCUUAUUUACAGAGGCAGAUGGAGCAGGGGUUGACUCACACAGGUGGGGGCCCUUCGAGUGGCCUUGCUUCUCAAAAUGUGGCCAUAGGUGAGAAGCAAGGGGAUCAGGGUCUCAGGACCCACCCAGACUCCCAAAUCUGCAUUACAAUGAGACCCCCAGGGAAUUUAUGUGUCCGUUAAAGUGGUUUGUUAUUGGUUUU